Messenger RNA from Melozone crissalis (California towhee), 1853 nucleotides. RefSeq names its product chromosome unknown C4orf19 homolog (gene PGCKA1). Lineage: Eukaryota; Metazoa; Chordata; Aves; Passeriformes; Passerellidae. Bases 1 to 1041 code for a protein of 346 amino acids. The record is from RefSeq and is a predicted model, not a curated record. The transcript is spliced from 2 exons.
AUGCUUCACUCACUCUGUCUCUCCCUUGCCCUCCCUUUCUCUCUUUUCAGGUUAAGGAAAAUCCAGAUGGGGUGCAGGUGCUGCAAAAUGAUACAAAGCUAUAUCUUUGAUCCAGAAGAGGUACAAUCAUCUGGAUGCAUUCAUGAAGUAAACAGCUAUAAACACAAUGAACAAGGCAGCAAUAAAUCAAAAUUCAACGAAAACAGUGAAAAUGAAGAACCCAAAAAUGAACUACAGCAGGAUGAGAUAAACAAAACAGAAAAUAAAAAUCCAGUAAACAGCACAACAGAAACUCUCAGGAAUCACAGAGGCAAUGAUUCUCAGGAGGAUGGCCUUGUGAAGUGUGCUGCAAAGCUUGACAUUGCAGUCAAUGGUGGCAACUCCUGUGCUCAGCACUCCAUGCUCAACCCCAACACAAGCCCAGUGAAAGAAUCCAGUGAAAAGGGAACCUGCAGCCAGUCAGAAGCGUCUCUAGCCAGCAGCAGAGACUUUCACACCGAGUCAAAUAGGUCUGAACAAGAGCUUGACCUAGAGAGAGGCAGUCAGAGUAAGGCAGCCAGCAAUGUGCCUAACAGUAUUCCAGACUCCCAGUCUGCAGGAGACAGCAUCUUUCUCAAAGGAAACUCAACACUGGAAACAGAAAACAAUACCAUAAGACUGCCAGAUAUUGAUUAUCCUCAAAAUGGGAAUCAAACUGGGAACUGUGUUGAAAAAGACAGCUUUUCAGUCAAUUGCACACAUUCAGACCAAAACACUGGUACUCCAGCAAUAUGGGACCAGGACCUUCAUGCAGUCCCACCCUGGCCUGUGAAAGAGAGCAGUAUUGAACCUUUUAGAACAGACUCGGCAAGUUUGAGUGAGAGCCUUGCUGCUGGCAUCACUGCAGUGGCUGCUACCAAAGUCCCACAGGCACCCACGCACACCAACAAUAAAGAUGCCAAUGGAGGAAUUGAGGAGGAAGAUGCAGAAGUUGCAGCAGCUCUGGCUGCUCUGGAAGCAGCAACAGCAGGAGAAGAUGUGGAAGAUGAUGAUGAGUACUAGAUGGUUUCUUUCUAACACACUGGGUAAGAUCCAGAUGUUAUUUCUGGAUCAAUAUGACCAGAUAUACAGCACACAUGGAGAGCUGUUAUAAACAGCUAAUAUAAAAGGAGGUGGGACUAAACCUGGGUCCCUUCACCUGUUUUAUACAGCCUUUUAAUUUCUACUGCCUGAGGUACAGAAGAACUCUCUUGACUAACGGUAAUACCCUUGUCUAUGGGCCAAAACAGGAGGGCAAACAUCAUUUCUUCCACACAGAAUAUUCAGUUGUACACCCACCUCAUCUGCACUCAUGCAAGUGUUUCCUUUCUUUCCUCAUGAGGGUCUGUGCACACUGCAUGUUCCAGGUAAACUCCCAUUAUUUAAAAUAGCAUUAUUGAAGCCAUGGAGUUAGAAACCACAUAUUUUCAUCAUUAGCAGAAAAAACUACAUAAAUGAGCCAAAGUUCUAUGAUCUACUGAAACAUGAAACAGGGAAGGCAGCUUGGACUGAACCUUACUGUGGCUAUGGUUCCAUUAUAGAUUAAGCCUAAAUCUGUGCACGUGCACCUGGCACUGGAAUGACAACAUCAUUUUUCCAUACACAUGUCUCCCUUGACUGUGUUUGAUACCCCAAGUGUUGCUGCUUUGGUUCCUUAAAACAGCAGAAGCCCAGCCAAAUCCAAGAGAGUGGGUAAUUUCUGUUGGUUUAAUGUGCUCAAAUAGCUCAUGUAAGAACUUCACACACACUAUCAGAGGGGCCAGAGAGAUCAAAACUCAUUCCCUACCAGUUUGGACAGAUUAAAACUACUGUAAAACGACAGCCUGAAAUCUCUG